Messenger RNA from Caretta caretta (loggerhead turtle), 2448 nucleotides. RefSeq names its product ribophorin II (gene RPN2). NCBI's taxonomy places the organism in Eukaryota, Metazoa, Chordata, Testudines, Cheloniidae. Gene Ontology annotation, cellular component: oligosaccharyltransferase complex; membrane. The record is from RefSeq and is a predicted model, not a curated record. Gene Ontology annotation, biological process: protein N-linked glycosylation.
UCAUUGCCGUUUGACUCCUUCCGCGUCCCUUCUACGCUCCCCCCUCCCUGCGGAGCCGGGUGGUACGGGCCGGCGCCCUGGGCGGAAGCAGACACGUUUCUCCUUCCCUUGGUGAGGCGGCCAGGGGGAGAAUGGCGGCCCCGGGUUCACACACCCUCUUCCUCUUGGUUUUAAUGGUUGUGGCCAGCAUCCGAGCCCUGACACCUACCCAUUAUCUCACAAGGCGUGAUGUGGAGAGACUGAAAGCUUCCUUGGACCGCCCAUUCAAUGAUUUAGAAGCUGCUUUUUACGCCAUUGUAGGACUCAGCAAGCUAGGAGUGCAAGUAUCUGAUGAACAAGCUGCAUGUAACUUCAUCAAGUCUAACAUGGAUCCCAAUAGUGUCGAUUCCCUUUUCUAUGCUGCACAAGCCAGUCAGGCUCUGUCUGGAUGUGAGGUUGCCAUUUCAAAUGAGACCGGAGAGCUGCUUCUUGCAGCUGUCAGUGAGGAUUCCUCAGUCAACCAGAUCUUCCAUGCCGUCGGAGCCCUGAGUGGCUUUGGGCUUCCUCUAGCAUCCCAGGAAGCACUUAGUGCCCUCACUUCUCGUCUUAGCAAGGAAGAGAACGUCCUGGCAACCAUUCAGGCAUUACAGACAGCAUCUUACUUGUCCCAGCAGGCAGACCUGAAUGGCAUUGUGGAGGAGAUAGAGGACCUUGUUGCCCGCUUGGAUGACCUAGGUGGGGUAUAUCUGCAGUUUGAAGAAGGACUUGAGACUACUGCAUUAUUUGUUGCUGCUACUUAUGGACUGUCAGACCAUGUGGGUACAGAGCCAGCGAUGAAGGAGGAUCAGAUAAUCCAGCUGAUGAAUGCAAUUUUUAGCAAGAAGAACUUUGAGACACUCUCUGAGGCCUUCAGCGUGGCUUGUGCUGCAGGUUCUUUAUCCCAGAACCGCUACCACUUGCCCAUCAUCGUCGUCCCUGAUGGGCCAGCAGCUGUGUCUCAUCAUCAACCCAUUCUCAGGCUGCAAGUGACCAAUGUCAUGUCACAGCCACUGACUCAAGCAGCUGUGAAGCUAGACCAUGCCAAGUCUGCUUCUACCAAAGCCACUGUCCUUCACCAGAUGCCGUUUGCCAUUUCAGGAGACAUCUUUGAGCUGAACUUCAUGAAUGUCAAACCUGCCAGUGGAUAUUAUGAUUUCUCCAUCAGCGUUGAUGGUGACAGUCGAUUAAUUGCAAACAAAGUUGAGUUGAAAGUAAAGGUCUCCACAGAAGUUGGCAUUACAAAUGUGGAUCUUUCUACUGUGGAUAAGGAUCAAAGCAUUGCACCAAAAACCACAAGGGUAGCUUAUCCAGCCAAAGCCAAAGGAUCAUUCACAGCUGACAGCCAUCAGAAUUUUGCCUUGUCCUUCCAGCUGGUGGAUGUGAACAGUGGAGCUGAGCUCAUCCCUCACCAGACAUUUGUCCGUCUUCACAACCCAAAGACUGGGCAGGAGGUGGUGUUUGUCGCAGAACCAGACAGCAAGAAUGUGUACAAGUUUGAACUGGACACUGCUGAGAGAAAGACAGAGUUUGAUUCUGCCUCUGGUACCUACACCCUUUACUUGAUAAUUGGAGAUGCCACUCUGGAAAAUCCAAUCCUGUGGAAUGUGGCUGAUGUUAUUAUCAAAUUCCCAGAGGAAGAGACUCCAUCCACAGUCCAGUCAAAGAAGCUUUUCAUUCCCAAGCCAGAAAUCCAGCACCUGUUCAGGGAACCUGAAAAGAGGCCUCCUACAGUGGUAUCCAACACAUUCACAGCCUUGAUCCUCUCCCCGCUGUUUUUGCUCUUAAUUCUGUGGAUAAAGAUUGGUGCCAACAUCUCCAAUUUCAGCUUUGCUCCCAGCACCAUUAUCUUUCACCUGGGACAUGCUGCCAUGUUGGGGCUCAUGUAUGUCUACUGGACUCAACUUAACAUGUUCCAGACUCUGAAGUACCUGGCCAUCUUGGGCAGUGUCACAUUCCUGGCAGGCAACAGAAUGUUGGCCCAGAAAGCAGUAAAGAGGAUUGCUGCAGAACAGAGCAGUAGGUUGGCAAAGUAUAGAACACUGCGGUAAAAGGGGGUUGCUCUUCCUAGAAGACACAUUAGUACCGGAAGAAUGGAUGAAAUAGGAGGGAAAAAACUCAAAUCUAUACAGAAAAGUGGCCAAGAAACUGUCCAAAGGCCAGAAGUUGGAAGGCAGAAAAGAAUUUUUUUUAUGAAGUCAAGAGAAUUGUGGUUAUACUUUUUUCUUUUUUUAAUGUUUACCCUCAUUUGUUUUUAGUGGCUGUUUGAGCAAUUUUGGAAUUAAACCAGCAAAGCCCAUGUCUUUUCUUCCCUCCCUCUCCCCCCCUCCCACCCCCAUCCCCAAUCCAAGUGUUUAAAUUCUGACAAUGCAAAUUUUGUAAUUCUGACAUUUUCCCCCCUUGUGGAAUAAAGAGGAUGAUGAGAGGAAAGAA